Schistocerca piceifrons (Central American locust) is the source of this 2555-nucleotide messenger RNA. RefSeq names its product zinc finger protein rotund-like. Gene Ontology annotation, cellular component: nucleus. The record is from RefSeq and is a predicted model, not a curated record. Bases 364 to 1650 code for a protein of 428 amino acids. Lineage: Eukaryota; Metazoa; Arthropoda; Insecta; Orthoptera; Acrididae. The transcript has 4 exons.
UGUUGGGAUCCCUGUCCAAUUCACAAUUUUUCAGCUCUUUGCCGGCUACGGAAGCUGUGAUAUUCGUUAUGUGUGAGGAUGAGACGAUAAUGAAUUACCUGUCUGCAGAAUUUCGGAAACAGGUGCUUCGAUGUUGAAGACAAAGAGAGCCUCCGUGGAUGUCACCGAAUUCGUCAGAAACGAGGAUGGCUUUUGAAAAAUUCCUUUGCGGAUUAUGUGAUUACAUAGUGAAAUGCAAACGGAUUGGCUGCACAACUCAUUGACCUUGGAAAAGGCCAUCCAAAUGAUGAUUAUAUUUUCCAUAGAACAGAAGAAAUUGUGGAACAAUUUCAAUAGAUGAUGUCAUGAAAGUUGCAGUUGACUAUGCAGAGGCCUCAAAGUGCAGAUACUGUCCAAGCACGUGACACGAAAAGAUAUAAGUGCACACAAUGUUCCAAAGCAUUUGCAAACAGCUCAUACCUCACACAGCAUACUAGAAUUCAUUUGGGUAUCAAGCCAUACCUGUGUGAAAUAUGUCAGAGAAGCUUCACUCAACUCUCCCAUUUGCAGCAGCACAUCCGUACCCACACAGGUGACAAACCGUAUAAAUGUCCUGAGCCAGGCUGCAGCAAGGCUUUCUCUCAGCUGAGUAAUCUUCAUAGUCACUCUCGUUGCCACCAGACGGAUAAGCCUUUCAAAUGCAACUCAUGCCAUAAAUGUUUUGCAGAUGAGCCCUCCCUCAUAGAACAUAUUCCCAGACACAAGGAGUCUAAACACUUGAAGACCCAUAUUUGCCAAUAUUGUGGGAAGUCGUACACACAGGAAGUGCAUUUGGCGAAGCAUAUGCAGAAACAUGCAGAUAGGACAGACAAGAUACCACCUUUAUCAGGUGCUGAACCAAAUGUUCCAGCAAAUCCACAAGGCAGUGAAGCAGAUGGCUAUUCGGCUAUUGACCUUCAGACAUAUUGGGCCAAGGUAUCUCCAGAUUUCAGUAACGUUUUGUCCGAGGCUGCUGCACGGGAAAAUAUGGCCUUGCGACAGAUGAAUAAUUCCCCAUUUACAGAACAGCGAUCUGCAGCAUCCCAACUUCGUGACCUUCUUGAGCAAGGCGUGACACACCAGCCACAGGAUGAAGACACUGAUCGCAGUGGAAACAAUGGAGAGAGUGCUGAUGAUGUGGGUGAAAAUCUGGUCACGAAAGAUCAUAGCCCCAGAGAUGCUAUAAGUACAGUUAGGCUACCAGUGCAGACAUCUGAAUCUCAACAGUGCUCGGUAUCUGUUCCUAAUCCUACUUCUGUUUAUUCCAUCUCUCGGAGUGAAACUUUCGCAUCUUCAAAUCUUCCCCCAUUCCAGACUGUAAGCGGGCUCAUGCACGUUAAUCACCUUACCCAGCACAACCAGCAUGUGAAUCCUGCCUCACAGGUGAUGACGUCUGCUCCACAGUAUCUAUCUUAUGUAGCUGUUCCUUUGCCUCAGCAUGGUGCGUUUCCGUCGACAGUAAGUCAAUUUCCAUUGUCAGCUGGUGUUGUGUCUGAUGCUCCAAAAACCACAUCCAACACAUUUCCUAAUCAACUUAUCUCUUUGCAACAAAUUAAAAACUAUGCCCAGCAGCCCCUCUCUUCAUCUCUAUCAAGUGAACGUCUUUUGGGCAUUAAGGAAGAAAUUGAUUAGCAGCAUGCUGCCAGUAAUGCAAAAGGUGUUAUUGUAGGAGUGUUCGGUUUGAUAAACAGUGGAAUAUACCGGUGUGAUUAUUUCAAAAAUCUGACAGAAAUGACCCAGUUGCUACUCUGAUUUGGAUAGCAAUGCAGAAGUGAGUGUGGUGUGCACAGUUCUUUUAAUGAAAUGUGAUUAGGUCUUUCUUUUUUGUUUGUAUUAAAAGAAAUAUAUUAAUACAUUUAGUGCCAUUUUUACAUGCUUGAAUGUAAAACUGACUGGAGUUUAAUAGACAGAGCAUACGUUUUUAUCUAUGAUGUCUGAUUAAUGCCAUUCACUGCUGUGUAGUGUUGUGCCAAAUAUUGGCGUGAGUGACUGUUAUGAACUUUGUUUUACCUCAGAUGCAAUCCAGGUAAAGAGAGAAUGGAUUAAUUGCCAUUUACUUUUUAAAUAUACUAUGUAUAUGUAGAAUUUAAAUAUAUAUAUAUUUUACUAUGAAAUUGUCAUGACUUCAUAAUUAAAUAACUUACUCAUAUUUGAAGCAUGGUAACACUAAGACUGAUUUUUAUGUCUAUUUUUGUCUAAAUGAUGUGGCUGUUGUACCAAAGUUAAGACAUCAGUCUAAAAGUAUUGCAAAUGUUACAGAUAAUAAAAGGUUUUAAUUGUGUUCUUAUUACCAUUUGUGGCAAUUACAUGACAUAAUUUUAUCUGUUUCGCAAGAAAAGUUCCACAGGAUUUAAAACUCUCAUUAAUGAUAGUAUUAAAUGUAACAAAAUAUUGUGUUAUGGGUCACCAAUACUGUGAUUACAUGCAUGUAAAUAUGAGGUGUUACUCUUGAAAGACUGGAGCUAUUUGUAACAUGCAUGUAUUUGGAAAUUUUAAAAUGAAAGUUGUUAUUAAUUAUAGCUGUAUUUUAGUAUGAA